Leptonychotes weddellii (Weddell seal) is the source of this 5017-nucleotide messenger RNA. Lineage: Eukaryota; Metazoa; Chordata; Mammalia; Carnivora; Phocidae. The record is from RefSeq and is a predicted model, not a curated record.
AGAGCGGAGUCCUGGCGCCUCCGCCGAGAGGAGGAGAGCUUCGCAGCCUGGCCGCGGGGGCGGCGUGGAGAUCGAGGGCAGGAAUAUUCAAGAUAAAGUUGCAGCUAUUUUCAACAAGGUGAUCAAAAUUUUUCUUUUUAAAAAGAGCUUUCCAAAUUAAAGAUGAAAGGAAAAUGCUGGAAUUGUUUGGAUUCUAACUGACAGGAUAAAGAAUACAGUAUUUCAUAGUUACUUAAAAUGGAGCCUCAGUAACAUUCAGACUUUGUCAUGCACCCAACUGGGAACAUGGAUGCCGGUUUUUCUCGUUCUGCUGUUCAGACACUGUCAAGAAGCCACUGCAGAAAUAUCAAACAAAAAAUUUCUCAGUGGGAAGGAAGAACUAAUGGUAUAUCUAAUCCAGAGAAGUGGCAUCCAAGGGACUUUGGAGUGAGAUAUAAUAACUGUCAUCAAGAGAUUCUUCUUAAGAAAAAUCCCGUUGCUGAGGGAAAGAGCAAAAAGUUGGAUAUAACCAACUCUCGCAAUGUUGGUCUAGAUAUUAAUGAAGAUGCGAAAAGCCAAGAUCAAACUGAGGAUGAAAGUGGGAAACGUGGAUGUGAGGAUACACACCUCUUUAGAAAUGAAUCAGAAUCCAACUGGGUAUGUUCUCGGGUCAAACAGAUCGAAAGCUGGAAAGAAGUUGUUUUGGACCCAGAGACUUCCUUACCUCCAGGAAAUUUCUAUACCUCACAGAUCCUGUGGAAGAAAAUAGAAGCACUCCCCCCGGAUAAAGUCUUAAAUUUGGCUUUAGAACGUUGUGACUCUUCAGAAAAAGAACUGAAUUUCAGAGUUCUGGAUAGUUCAUAUGGAAUAACCAAGAGCUUAGAAAAUAUUUACUCUGAACCCGAGGGACAAGAAUGUGGACCUUCUAUAAAUCCUUUGCCCAAACCUCGCAGGACAUUCAGAUAUUUAUCUGAAUCUGGUGUUAUGCCAUGUAAAGAAAGAAACUGUGACAGAAAAUACUGUGAAAAUAAUUCUUGCGCAGAGUCUUGUUUGGCCUCUUCUCAGGAACCUGAACCAAAGAAAUAUGGCAGAAAAAUCAGAGGGAGAUCUAAAAGGAAAUCCUUUGAAUUUGAGGAUAUUCAGCACUUUCGAAAUCGGAGCUCACCGAAGAUUCAUGAAGAACUUGGAAGAAAUUCUGGCUCAGCACUUUAUUACACACAGUCGGAGGACAAUAUCUAUGAGGAUAUCAUAUAUCCCACCAAAGAGAAUCCAUAUGAAGAUAUUCCAGUGCAGCCUUUGCCCAUGUGGAGAUCCCCUUCAGCAUGGAAGCUACCACCCCCGAAAAGUGCUUUCAGAGCACCAAAGCUUCCUCCCAAGCCUCAGUUCCUCCACCGGAAGACUAUGGAACUGAAGAGCUCCCAAGCUUAUUUACGAUCAAAGCUCACAAAGGAUACCACUUUGCCUGUCACUUUAACUGAAUGGAAGCUUUUCCGAGCUGGAGAAGUUGCAUACAGGAAAAGAAAAAAUCUUCCCAGGCUUGUAUUGAAAAUUGCUGACAUAUUUGAAUCUAAGAGAGGGAAAAAGAGGGUAAAGUUACACCCAUACACUGGAAAAGACGUACCUCCCUCAAAAGGUGAAACCAGUGGGAACGAAAGUGAUGCUGAGUAUCUGCCAAAGAAUCGCCACAAGCGAUUAGCGCAACUGCAACAGCCUUCCAAGAGGAAUCCUCACUACCAGACCUUGGAGAGGGAUCUCAUUGAAUUACAGGAGCAGCAGCUCUUUGAACUUUUUGUGGUGGUGUCUCUACAGAAGAAACCAUCAGAAAUAAGCUACAUUCCCCAAGUCAUACAGCAGUUCCCUAGCAAGGGUGAUCAUGGCUUUAAGCAGUCCAAAGACACUGAAGAGAGGCUCAAAGUUAUCCCCAAAUUUUGUUUUCCCGACUCAAAGGACUGGGUGCCAACCUCAGAACUCAAGAGAAGUAGAAUCAGAAUGUUUGUGAAAAGGGUAGAGCCAGCAGUUAAAGUUACGUGGACACUGUGGCAGGUCAAGGAUGCUGUGGGAGGAAAGGAAGAAACGGAAUUAGAACAUUUCCUGUGUGAGUACAAAAAAGAAAAACACGGAAUACCGGAAGGCAGAGGGAAGCGACUCCCUGAGGUCUACUGCAUGGUCAGUCGCCUCGGCUGCUUCAACCUCUUUUCCAAGAUUCUGGACGAAGUAGAGAAGAGAAGAGAGAUGUCUCCAGCCCUGGUUUACCCAUUCAUGCGAAGUGUCAUGGAAGCUCCUUUCCCAGCUCCUGGACGCACCAUCACAGUUAAGAGCUACCUCCCUGGGGCUGGCGAUGGGUCCAUUGAACUCUGCCGACCACUGGAUUCCCGACUGGAACAUGUUGACUUUGAAUGUCUCUUUAAGUGCCUGAGUGUGUGCCAUCUCAUCCGGGUCUGUGCCUCCCUCCUGUUGGAACGGAGGGUAAUCUUUGUUGCCAAAAGCCUAAGCACCCUGUCCAAAUGUGGCCAUGCUGUGGUCGCCACAUUGUAUCCAUUCACCUGGCAGCAUACCUACAUUCCAGUCCUCCCAGCGUCUAUGAUUGACAUCGUGUGCUCACCCACCCCAUUCCUUAUUGGAAUCCUGUCUUGCUCCUUACCACAGCUCCAGGACCUACCCAUUGAAGAGGUGCUGAUAGUUGAUCUCUGUGCAGACAAGUUCUUACAGGAGGUAUCUGAUGAGGACGAAAUUCUACCUCCUAAACUCCAAGCUGCCCUGAUGCAGAUUUUGGAAGAACGAAAUGAAAUCUUGGCUCAGGAGCAGAAUUUUUCACAAGAUGUGACACUCAACUCUCUGGUGUCCGAGGCAUUUGUGAGGUUUUUUGUGGAGGUAGUGGGACAUUAUUCUUUGAGCAUGACUGUCACUGAGCAUGGGGAGCGUGUAUUCCAAAGGGAACCAUUCCGUAAAUCCCACACCUCCCGAAGUGUACGCCACUUCCUGGAUCUCUUCAUGGAAACACAGAUGUUUGCAGGCUUCAUCCAGGACCGAGAGCUUCGGAAAAGUGGGGUGAAAGGUUUGUUUGAGGUCCGGGCCCUUCAGUAUUUGGAAACAAUUCCAGAGUCUGAGCCUAGUGGGAUGAAUAAAAUUUUGCGGAGUCUUGGAAGUAAAAUGAAAUUUCUGCAGAAGAAAUGAAAUCUUUGAUUGACUGUCUCCAUCUUAAAUAGAACAGAAAGUGCCAAAGAAAAUACUUCUCCAAGAGUCAGGAUGCCUUGAAGUAGCCUCCAAAAUCCUGGAAAGUUGAAAAGGUUACAAAGCAGUCCAGGUCCUUGGAGGAGGAUUCUCCUGUUGCUGCUGUAGUAAUCACUGGAGGAUUAUUGGGAGUAGUCUGGAACCAAUGUUCUCAUUACUCUGCCUCCAAUUUUUUUUUCAGUGGCCUUUUGUAUUUAAUUCUUGGGCUCAUUCUUUGUGUUAUGUGCUUAGUCUGUGAAGGCACUUAUCUUUUAAUAAGGAAAGAUUUGGUGUUGCAUUUUUUAAAAAACAGCUCAAAGAUGAGCACAAUGAGAGAAAUGCUAAGUUGAAGGUACUGAGGAAGCAUGAUAGAAGUGCAGAAUGCAUCCUACACGCAUCAUUCUCAUCACUGAAAUACCACAGCAGCUUGACACCUAUGGGCUGUUUCAGCAGAGCUAAGGAAUAUACUCCUCAUAUAUCUCCAGUUUUUGUUUUUUAGUCUAAUGUUCUGUCUGGGGGAAUCUCACUGAUGUGGAAGCCCUAUUUAUUAACACUGUUAUUGAGUAUCUUAUACAAGUAGACACCUUGCAGCUCCUCCUCCACAUCGUGUGGCACUUGAGUAGCUUGUCAACAUUAAACUUCGUGGGAUUAUAGCUAACAGGAAAAUAUCCUUUCAAGGGCAUGAGAACCCCCCCUUUUCUUAGUGUCCCCCAUGUGCCAUGUGUGAUGGUACAUGUAUGUCAUCUUAUUCAGUCUUUAAGUCAACUUCAUGAGAUACUUUCAUCUCCAUUUUAUUAAUGAAGAAACUGGAAUUCUAAAAGGUUAAGUAACUUGCCCAAAGUUAUACAACAGAGCCAGAACUGAAGCCAGGACUAUCCAUUCAUGAUGAGCACAGAAAAAGUUGGUUAGUCCUGCAGAUGGAAAUUUGAGCUCUGUGGGAUUAUAGCUAUUGAAAAAAUUUUCUUUUAAGCUGAAGUGUACCAGAGCCAAGUUUCAGCUCUGAGGAUAAGGGACUUCAAACUAUAGGUGCCUAGAUGUCUCUUUUUUGGUUCCCCUAGAAUUGUAGGACUUUUUGCCCUAAUUAAAUUGGACUCAGACUAUGAACAUUCCUGGGCACUCACCACAUAAUCACCCUGACCCUUAAUAUCUAAAAUAGUAGUAUUGAUUAGAAGGAGGAACUUACCAGUGAUGGUGUGAUUUUCAUUGAUAAAUAUUAUAGCAGAUGUCAGUUUUCUUCAAUUCCUGCUGAUGGUUUUAACUGGCAUAAAAAUAUUUAUUCGAGCUUAACAAAACCUUGUAAGUUGUAUUAUGACAGUUUAGAGUUGUAUUGUCAUUACAGCCCAUUCAGGUGUGCAUGAAUGAAUCUGAAGCGGACCCCAUUUAAGACCGGUGCUAUAUAGUUCUUACAGGUCUAGAAAAUAGAACUGAGCCUAUGUCUUGUUAAAAAAAAAAAAAAUGUGUAUUAAGCAUCUUACCCCAGUGGGGCUCUUACCAGACAUCUGUCCAUUUGCCACUCCAAUCUUGAGGGAAGAAUUAGUAAUUGGGAAUUGUUUAUAAAACGGGGGUAGGAGGUCUUACGGUGGUGAAUCUUGACCGUCCCUCUGUGAGGAGACCUUUGCUUCAGGGAUGGGGGUCUUAUUUUAUUCCCGUGACCUGAAGCUGCUUCCUUUUUCUUAGGUCUGUUUUAUUUUGUUUUUGUAAAGUAUUAUGAGUUCUGGAUAUAUUUGUAAAAAAAAAAUAUUGCUCAAGAUUUGUAUAAAGUGUUGUUUACAGAUCUUUUAAUGAAUAAACACAAAAAUUCCAUGGAACUCUUGGAGAAUUUUAAAUA